AUGGCACUCAAAGAGGUAAAUGAGACAACUGUGUUAAACUUCUAUGAGGAGUUGAUAACUAGGUUUGGUGUUCUAGAAUCAAUAGUUUCAGAUAAUGCUCUUGCUUUUGUAGGAAGUAGAAUAUCUGAUUGGACAGUAAGGAAUGGUGUUUAUCUCAACACUUCAUCUAACUAUUACCCUCAGGGCAAUGGAAAAGAUGAGUCCACCAACAAGAACCUACUCAGGAUUAUUAAGAGGACCAUGGAAGGAAAUCAAAGAGCUUGGCAUACCAAGCUGAAAUUAGCCUUAUCGGCUGAUAGAAUUACACCAAAAAGAUCCACUGGAAUGUCACCAUACAUGCUUGUGUAUGGAAAAGAAGCAAGGCUGCCAAUUUCUCUUGAGCUUCCAACUCUUGAUCUAGUCAAUCAGCUUGAUAUGAUUGAAGAAGAGCCCAUGACAACAAGGUUGGCUCAACUAAUUGAGCUAGAAGAAGUUAGAAAUGAUGCAAUGAAGAAGAUUGAGCAUCACCAAGCUUAA
This is a messenger RNA of Cryptomeria japonica (Japanese cedar), 516 nucleotides long. RefSeq lists its product as uncharacterized. Gene Ontology annotation, molecular function: nucleic acid binding. NCBI's taxonomy places the organism in Eukaryota, Viridiplantae, Streptophyta, Pinopsida, Cupressales, Cupressaceae. Gene Ontology annotation, biological process: DNA integration. The record is from RefSeq and is a predicted model, not a curated record. The transcript has a single exon. The coding region runs from base 1 to 516 and encodes 171 amino acids.